GGGUGUCACCGUGGAGAUUGUUCGGGCUGUUUAUGGAAAACUCUGGAAGUCUCCACGCUGUUUAUAAACGAAAAAAAUCGGGCCACAGAGGCGUGAACGGACACAGACGACCGAACGAGGAGGCUCCGCUAACACUUCACUGACAGCCGUUACCGAGCAGCGUUAACGUUUAUCCUACACGGGCCGCCGGACGGUCGAAAUGGGUAAAGACUACUACGACAUUUUGGGAAUUAAGAAAGGAGCGUCGGAGGAGGACAUUAAGAAAGCUUAUCGUAAGCAGGCUCUUCGCUACCACCCCGACAAAAAUAAGUCACCGGGAGCCGAGGAUAAAUUCAAAGAGAUUGCCGAAGCUUACGACGUUUUGAGCGACCCGAAGAAAAAGGACAUCUAUGACCGUUUCGGAGAAGAAGGUCUGAAAGGCGGAGGCCCCACAGGUCCCGGCGGUGGUGGUCCUGGCACCUUCAGCUACACUUUCCAGGGUGACCCUCAUGCCAUCUUUGCAGAGUUCUUCGGUGGACGUAACCCCUUUGAACAGUUUUUUGGUGGCCACAAUGGAGACGAGAACAUGGACACAGACGACCCGUUUAGCCACUUUGGGAUGGGGGGCAGCGGUAUGGGCGGGUUCCCUCGCUCUUUCAGCACCGGUAUGGGAGGAAUGGGAGGUAUGGGAGGAAUGGGCAGUCACACUAGCGUUGUAAAGAAGCAGCAGGACCCUCCCGUGGUUCAUGAUCUUAAGGUAACCCUGGAGGAGGUGCUGUCCGGUUGCACAAAAAAAAUGAAGAUUACUCGUAAAAGGCUGAACCCUGACAGAAGAACGAUAAGGACAGAAGAUAAAAUUCUGGAGGUGCAGAUAAAGAAAGGGUGGAAAGAGGGCACCAAAAUCACGUUUCCUAAAGAGGGAGACGAGACCCCUAGGAACAUUCCAGCUGACGUGGUCUUUGUGUUGAAGGAUAAGCCACAUCCGGUGUUCAAACGUGAUGGCUCUGACGUUGUUUACACUGCCAAGAUCUCACUCAGAGAUGCCUUGUGUGGCUGCACAAUAAAUGCACCCACGCUUGACAGCAGAACAGUGACUGUAACAUCAACAGACAUUGUGCACCCGGGGAUGAAACGACGGAUCAGCGGCGAGGGGUUGCCUUAUCCAAAGCGACCUGAUCGUCGAGGUGACCUGAUAGUGGAGUACGAGGUCAAGUUCCCAGAACGACUCACUCAGAGCGCCCGAGACACCAUCGCUCAGGUCCUCCCAAGAUCUUAAACAAGACAAACAGGACAGCAGGGCUUAUAUUACGCUGCCAAUGUUUUUUUGUUUUUUUUUUUCCCAUCAACCAUCACAUGGACAUUCUUGUGGAGGUUGAACUCACUCCAGACAGUAAAGAACAGUCAUGAGUCAGGCCAGCCUAUGUGUGCACAAAAAAUGCUUCCCCUAAGUAAGUGCAGCAUUUCACAGGCUAGAAUGUAAAUAAAUGACCAAUUUUGUGUGAUGUUUGGUUUACUGAGUAAGAUUAUAUUUUCAUGAAAACAAGUGUAUAAUAGUAUGUUUAUAUAUUUGCCCAUGCACUAUUUGAACUGCUUUGUUCACAAUAAAAGUUCUCAUUGAGAAAAA
This is a messenger RNA of Amphiprion ocellaris (clown anemonefish), 1603 nucleotides long. It is a transcript of the gene dnajb1b, whose product is annotated as DnaJ heat shock protein family (Hsp40) member B1b. The transcript has 3 exons. NCBI's taxonomy places the organism in Eukaryota, Metazoa, Chordata, Actinopteri, Pomacentridae. The record is from RefSeq and is a predicted model, not a curated record. Gene Ontology annotation, cellular component: cytosol. Gene Ontology annotation, molecular function: Hsp70 protein binding; transcription corepressor activity. Bases 200 to 1255 code for a protein of 351 amino acids.